AUGGCUAAUGUUGCGGCGAACGAUUUUAAAAGAAGCACAGCCGAUCCUUUUGAAGACAUUAUAGGUGAUUUUGUGUAUGCAAGACAGAACUUGGCUCUGUUCCAGCACCAUGAUGGCAUUACGGGGACGGCAAAGGAUUUUGUGGUUAAGGAUUACGCAAACAGAAUGUACCGAUCUUUUGGCAUACUCGAAAAAGUGGCUUCUGCUUCUCUACAGGCAAUUGCCGCCAAUCAAGUUGGACAAAAGAGCCUUGACCUGAAAUCAGCGCCACUAAGUCUAGAGUUUAUGGAGCGAUUUCCAAGUGAAAGCACGCCACUUCGAAAGAAAAUUUUCUCUUUGGGAUCAGGCGAAAAACACUACUUUGUUCUUUACAACUCUCUCGGCUGGACACAAGAAAGCCAAGUGUUUUGUUUUGCAGUCAAUUGGACUUCAGGCGCAAUGCCCACCGACUGGUGUCUCUCGCAAUCUGGUUCCGGUCAAAUCAUCGAUGAUUUGCAGAUCAAUCACAUUUGGUCUAUGGAGCAGUUGGUAGAGAACCAACGGGAGAUUUGCUUCCAACCAUCGCUUAGUGCAGUGUCUUUGGAGCAGUUUUGCCUCGGUGACUGUCGAUGCGGCGACCAGGAGCAAACACUGGCCACACUGUACCAGAAGAAGGAGAGCUUUGUGACGCUGUACAACUCGCACAAGCGGCAAGCUUCAACUGUGCCAACUGAUUCACAUAUUCUGUCGAAAAUGGCUCCACCGCCAAAGGAAAAUCUUACAAUUGAGAAUGAGCGAGUGCAGCUCAAGUUUGACGCUGAAAGUGGUUUGCUCAAGAGAAUCUCCAUACUUGAUCCAGUCGCUGGAGCAGACUGGAUUCAUUUAGAUGCCAAAGCACAACUGAUGACCUACGGCACUCGAAAAGGCGGCAAGUCAGUACCUAAAUCGGGCGCUUACCUAUUUCUGCCUGAUGGAGACGACCCGAAGCCGUGGAAUGCCUUUGGCAAGCCCAUAAUUCGUGUCACUUCAGGUCGAAUUGAGUCGCGAUACGAGCUCAUACUCAGCGAGCCUCUCUCCAUGUACAUACGCUUUUCGCUGUACAGAGGGCGAAGGUCGGUGGAGUUGACCACAGAGUUUCAUCUGAUGGGUCUUUACGCUGCCAAUAGAGAGUUGAUGAUGCGAUUUGAAGUUCCAGCAAUUGAGAACCACGAUCGCUUUUACACUGACUUGAACGGCUUUCAGAUGAUUGGUCGAAAGUGGUACAGCAAGAUUCCUCUUCAAGGCAAUGUUUAUCCGCUUAAUACGAUGGCCUUUUUUGAAGGUCUCCACAAGGGACAAAACUUGCGUUUCAACAUUAUCAGCGGACAGCCACUGGGUGUUACAUCAAGCAAAACGGGUACUUUUGACGUCUUUCUUGACCGUCGACUUACUCAAGAUGAUGCUCGUGGCCUUAACCAGGGUGUAAUUGAUAAUAAGCGAACUCGAGAAACCUUUCGCCUGCUCAUUGAACAGCCCAGCGCUGCAGUGAGUGUGGACAAUCCAAAACAGACUUCUGGUGCCAUGUUCGAGUCACAGUCGCUACUGAAUCCAAUUAUCGGCAUGGCAAGCAGCGGUCCAA
Molecule: messenger RNA, 1597 nt
Organism: Rhagoletis zephyria (snowberry fruit fly)
Lineage: Eukaryota; Metazoa; Arthropoda; Insecta; Diptera; Tephritidae
Source: RefSeq, a predicted model, not a curated record